CUAAGGGGUCUUAAGGGUGCAGGAUGUAGCGGUGGCGCGCGUUCUGACGUCACACCUGUACACUUUGAACACAGUCAUGGCAGCGCCUGGGAUUCGCCCUUUGAGAUGAGAAAUAGAGAUUUUACUCCUAAAUUCUGCACGUUUAGUUAACGAUGCUUGCUCCUUGCUGAUGGGGAUGAGCCGGCUUGAUUUGCUCUACCGAAGGCUUCUCCUAACCAAACUCUUCAUCCAAGGAUGGGGAAAGCCAGAGGAUCUGAAACGAAUAUUCGAGUUUAGGAAAAUCAUCGGCGACCGGGAAAAAUGUAAGAACCUCGUACCACGGGACUAUCCGGUUUUUAUCGACAAGGUUGAGGAUCACUCGGACUGCAGAAUCCACAGCGGACAUUUGGUUUCCCCGCUCGAACACUUCGUCCCAGGCAUUUUGCCAGCGGAGUCGGUUAAAGCCAGCUUUCAGUUUAUAGUUCCGAAAAAAUGGAAGAAGCACAGACCGGUGUGUAUUCAUCUGGCAGGAACAGGAGAUCAUUUUUUCUGGAGGAGGAGAACUCUCAUGGCCAGACCCAUGAUCAGAGAGGCAGGAAUGGCGUCACUGCUGCUGGAAAACCCGUAUUAUGGAUACAGAAAACCUAAAGACCAGAAGAGGUCCAGUCUGAAGAACGUAUCUGACCUGUUUGUGAUGGGCGGAGCUCUCAUCCUGGAGUCUGCAGCUCUCCUGCACUGGCUGGAUAGAGAAGGUUUCUGGCCGCUGGGCAUGACCGGCAUCUCCAUGGGAGGCCACAUGGCAUCUUUAGCCGUAACCAACUGGCCCAAGCCGAUUCCUCUGAUCCCAUGUCUUUCCUGGACGACUGCUUCGAAUGUUUUUACCACCGGAGUGUUAAGUAGAGCUGUGAACUGGAGGGAACUGGAGAAGCAGUACGCCACGCACACCGUCUACGAGGACGAGAUCUUCCACAUGCUGGAGUACUGUGGGACGGACUCUUUCCGGAUGGGCCAGGACUUUGUACGGGACGCCCCGGGCAGCUUUGACAAACUUUCGAACAUGUCCCUGUCUUCUGAGGUUCUACUGCACCAAAGGGACUCUGGUAACGGGUUCGAUCGCAUGCUGUCAUCCUCUUUCGCCGGCAGUCAGACGCACAUCGACGCACUUCACAGUGAAAGCGUGAGCCGCAGCGCAGGACGGCAUCGCUCGCUGCAGCGGGAGUCACUCUGCUUCAUGAAGGGCGUGAUGGACGAGUGCACCCACAUCGCCAACUUCUCAGUGCCAGUGGAUCCCAGUCUGAUUAUCGUGGUCCAGGCUAAAGAGGACGCCUACAUACCUCGCUCUGGUGUGCGCAGCCUGAAGGAGGUCUGGCCUGGCUGUGAGGUUCGCUACCUCGACGGGGGCCACAUCACCGCCUAUCUGUUUAAACAGGCAGUGUUCAGACGGGCCAUUUACGAUGCCUUCGAGUGUUUUGUUCAGAAGUAUCCAUUAAUAUUAUAGGAACGGAUCCCGCGCCACUGUGCUGUCACGAUGACACGGUAAAGGAAAUCACCGAAACUUGACAUGAUAAAACAUAGCACAGACCAGGACUCAGAAUUGGACCUGAAGCUAAUCCUUUCCACACCAUGGUGCUACUGAAGGCUGAUUAGUAUUAAUGCAUGAUUACAGAAUAAAGUUUAUACACAUUUAUGAACAAUCGCAAACCAAUCCGAAUUUCAUCUAUAUGUUCUAUCACUGAUCGUGUUGAUUUUUUUUUUUUUUUUUAACCCCUCAGCCUUUUCUUUUGCUGAGGUGCAUUUAUAACUCAAAGAUCACUGCCAAGUCUUUAGGAGCAUAAGAUUCUAAUAUAUGAUUUGAAAUUAAAGUAUUAGCAUUUGCAAUGGCAUUAUUAUUAUUAUUAUUAUUAUUAUUAUUAAUCCCUUAAACAGUUUAUUUCCUACAUGUAAUAACUACUUUUUCAAGCCUUCACAUUUCUGUUUAAAAAUCUGAAAUAAAAUUCUUACUUUGAAAA
Tachysurus fulvidraco (yellow catfish) is the source of this 1988-nucleotide messenger RNA. It is a transcript of the gene abhd18, whose product is annotated as abhydrolase domain containing 18. The record is from RefSeq and is a predicted model, not a curated record. The transcript is spliced from 13 exons. The coding region runs from base 170 to 1477 and encodes 435 amino acids. NCBI's taxonomy places the organism in Eukaryota, Metazoa, Chordata, Actinopteri, Siluriformes, Bagridae.